Phascolarctos cinereus (koala) is the source of this 13944-nucleotide messenger RNA. The record is from RefSeq and is a predicted model, not a curated record. NCBI's taxonomy places the organism in Eukaryota, Metazoa, Chordata, Mammalia, Diprotodontia, Phascolarctidae.
AUGGGGGGUCAGGCUCUUCACCAGUUUCAGGCUCUGUUCUGGAAGAAUUGGCUCUGUCGUCUGAGGCAACCGGUCCUAUCCCUGUCUGAAUUUCUCUGGCCAUGCACAUUGUUUCUAAUUCUGACUGUGCUUCGCUUCCAGGAAACUCCAAGACACAGAGAUAACUGUUAUUUGCAGCCCCGGAACUUGCCAAGCCAAGGAGUUUAUCCCUUUGUCCAAAGCCUCCUUUGUAAUGCUGGCUCUCGAUGCAAGAACACUAGUUAUGAUGGAAGUAGGGAAUGGUAUUGAUUGGUUUGUAAAUUUGAACUAAAACCUCUCCCUUUGAGAGUGAAUAAUUUGGUUUUUCUGGAAGAUAUUCAGGAGCUUGCCCAAGGCAUUUCAAAAACAAUGGAGAAGGCUGUUGCUUUACAAAAACUUUGGAUGGAAGGUUCCAAGUUGUCAGGUUCUCCCAAUUCUGCUUUCUCAAGGGUGGAUCUUAACAAGACUGAAACUCUCAUAUCUAAAAUAGAAAACCUUCAUCAUGAACCCUACUUUUGGGAUUUCCUGCAUUCCUUGCCAGGGCUGCGAACAAGCAACUUACAUCCUAAGUAUGGCCUCCAGGUUUUGGCAGAGUUUCUGCAGACAAUUCUAAGUUCUUUAGCAUCUCUAGAAGAUUUGGAUUGGCUACCAAUAAACCAAACUUUCUCCAAGGCUGCUCAAAUAGGACUAAAUGUGACUGUUAUGAUACUGAAAUUUCUCCAGGAGGAAAAAGUAGAAGUUAUUGGAAUUGGAUACAACUUGUCACUAAGAAAUGUGGUGUGGAACCCUCUGAAGCUGAAAUCUGAUUUGACAUCCAAAUAUGGCUUUGUUGACCUUCAUGUUGAGAAGAUGCUGAAUUACACUGGCAAGUUAAAUGAGAUUCCCACAGACAGCUCACUGGAGCAGUUUGUAUGUUCAGCCUUGUCCAGCACAUCAGCAGUUGAAGUUGGCAAUAAAUAUAAUCAUGGAAACUGUAACAUCCAGUGGUCAGAAGCCAAAGACUAUCUUGUCCAUUCAGUCAGCUGGCUCCAAAUCUACAAACAGGUGAUUCAGCAAUGGCUAAAUGUUGGUGUGGUUCAGAAGAUUCUUACUGGAAUGGAACAAAGUCUAAUGGCUUUCAGAGAUCAAUACCCUGAAGACAGUGAGUCAUGGAAAGUAGCAUCAAUCCUGCACACCAUGCUUCACCUCCUGGAUGACAAUUUGGGAUCAGAAUCCCUCCCAAACUACCUGCAAUCUCCAAAAAUAUUAGUGUAUCUGGCAAAAUUUCAGACCAUUCUUCAAAGUCUGCCUCAUUGGCCAACUGUGAAAAGAUUGCUUCUGGUAAAUGGAGCCCUCAGAAAUGUGAUCAUCAAGAAUUUACAUUUCAUCCGAGAAGUUCUAAGUAAACUGGAAAGAUUGGCUCCAUUUUCUGAAACAGAUGACUUGAGCUCAUUGCAACUGGAAAUGGACACAUUCUUCAGGGAUUUAAAAGAGAUGCUGACAAAGAAUUACCCUUACACAAGCCAAGAUGUACCUUUUGUUCCUGAAGAGGCCUUUACUGUUCCAGAGAACUCCAAAAUCAUGAAAAUACUAAGGGGGCACUCUCAUUCUUCCAAUGAGACAAUCUUUUUAUAUAAUCUACUCCAUUCAGUCAAAGAGGUUGAUGAGAUUUUUCAGGAGGUGCUCUUUGGACGAGCACCUCAGCCCAUUGCAAUAACUGAAGAUUUUCUGGGCUGGCAAGAAAUUGAACAGCAACUUGCAGAGAGUGUAACACUUUGUUCUUGGUUGUAUCAGUCCUUGAGUACCCAGCUAUCGCCUGGGGAGAAUAUCUCCUUCAUUUACUGCCAGGAAAAGAUGUUUCCACAUUCAGCUACAAACAGUGCAGCCUUUGCCCUGGAACUGAAACCGGUGACUCUGCUCUUCGUCCUGUGCUCUCAGCCAGCAGAGUCUCUGCCCCUCUGCUACCAUACUCACUGGGCCUGUGCUCGCUCUUCCUUGUCCACAGCCACACUGGUUUUCCAUACAUUGGAAGAAGUCCAAUUUGCUCUGGAACAAAAUAACUCCUGGAAAAACUUAACAGAAUUUCUCAGGAAAACAUGUGAAGUUGCUCAUUAUGUGAAUAAGCAAGAAAAUUUCCAAAGAGGUGCAUCUGCUACUUUUGAAAAAUCGCCUUGUAAGGGAGUAAAACUGGAUUGGAAAGAUGCUGAUACUUACUUUGUGUUUCUGAAAAAUUUGCUGAAAUCUCCAAGGAUGUCAGUGUCUAGGAUUUUGGAGUAUAGCAGGGAUCUUCUGGAGAUGGAAAAGAAGUCACAUGCCUAUGAAGAUGAAGCGACAACCUUUUGGCUAUCCUUUGUAGACUUUAUGGAAAAAAUGAUACUGCCUGGAUCUUUGGUCUCAUCCAGUCAUCCUACAUUCCAGAAUCUUGCAAACCUCACUGAAGUUAUCUGGAAUAAGACUUUUUGGUGGAUGAAUACUUCUAGAAGUUCAGAGGCUGAGCCAUCUCUUAAUACUCAGAAAUUUUCUGAAAUUAGGGAGGAGGUUAUAGAGAAAAUACACGUUGUUUCAACCCUCUGGAAAAGGAAUGAAUAUGGAGGAUUUUUGAGAAUCUUGGAAUUAAUACUUUAUGAAAUUCAUCCUAAGCUUUGACUAUGGAUGUAUGGCAUCCCAAAAAGAGAAAAGGACAAAUUGGAAACUUUAUCUACUCUUUUAAAUUUGUCUAUUCCAGAAAAUCAAAGAGUCCUUGGAAAAAACUUCAACUUUUCUCUGCAUUUCCAUAAUUUAUCCGAGUCAGAAAAUUUAAACCUGGAUUUUGUACAUUUAAGUGAAGUUGUCAUAAACAGUCUCUAUGAGCUUGGAUUAGUUAAGCAAGAACAGGUCACUGCUGCUCUGAAUACAGCUUAUACCCUACAAAACAUAUCUAUGCUUUCCUCAUCAUUUUCUGUUUCUCAAAAACAGUACUUGGAAAACAUUUUGACUCAAAUCUAUCACAAUGUCUUUCAGGACAAGGAUUCUGUUGUAGUUCUUCGAUUAUAUUCUUCAAUUUACCAAGAUAUUUAUCAGUUCAUCUCCAGUUUUCAGAGUAAAGAGCCUUUGUUAACUUUCUUUAUUCAAAUUUCAAAAAGCAUUUCUGCUAUCAUCAAGGAGUUCAAUUUUCAAGACGUGAGCAAAGCUUUUGAAUUUCUCUCUGAAGUUACAAGCUUUCUUGAUAGAAUCUUUGAAGAAUCUCUGUGUGAAAAGCUCUUUUCAGUUUAUAACUAUCUGGAGCUUCAAGUCACAUCCCUGAUCCCUAAGGAAGGCCAAGAAACAAAAAUGAUAUAUGCAACUCUGAGUCUGAAACAGUUGCUCAUAAGAGAUAAAAGUUUUCGGAUAUCUUUACUUCACUAUCUGAAUCAACUUUUCAACAACUCCGUAGAAGGACACUUGAAUAAUCAGUGCUUUGAUUUGGAUGAUAUGCUUCUUUCUUUGAAUGGGUCAAUGGAUGUGAGAAAUCCUCUAAUCCUUCCUUGGAUCCAAAUGCUUUCAAAUACAACAGAAAAUAUUGUCGUUAAUGAAUCUGUAGCUAUGCAGUGUACCUUUUCGUGGGUCCAAGUGUGGUUUGACAUCUGGGAUACCAUGUCUCAGGUCUUAAAAUUUGAUUCCAAGUUUUUUCCUUCUCUCCAGAUUGGCCUCAGGGAACUUUCUUCAGAACUGGGAAAUAGUUUUGAACGUCUUGAAGUCUGCCAGAGAAUAUUUCCUGACCAUAUUCUUAUAAGACUUAUCAAAAGUUUAUUAAAAAAUAUAGAUCAAGAUGAUGAUGCCAGAAAUUGGAAUGCCUUUACUGGCCUCUCAUCUAUGCUAGACAAUUCAGUAGCCAUCAUGAAAUCACUAACUAUGGAGAAAGUAGAUAAAUCCCUUUUGACAAUGGAAAAUGCAGUGCUCAAAUUAAAAGAAUGCCCAUUAAAUAUUAAUAUUAGCAGAAACUUUUUUUACUCACUGUUUGAAGUUUUCAUGGAGCUAAGCAAUACAACAGGAAAUAUAGACAGAGAUUCUCUAACAGGCUUUGGAGAAGAAUUUGAAAUUGCCUUUACUAUUUUACAAGAGAUAAUAGGAUUUCUUAGAAAUACAUCCUAUAAUCAAGAUUUAUUGUCUUGUGCUGGCAUUUUACAGAAUAUCACCAAUUUAGUUAUGGAAGGUGAUUUAGCUCCGAAAAAUACAUCACAGAAAUUAUUAAGUGUGUUGGCAAUUUUUAAAUCCAUUUUAACUUCGGAAGAUAUAAUUAGUAGACUAGAAGGCUGUACUGCAUGGAUAGAUAUAAUUAGAAAUCUAGGUGUCAAAUAUAAUAGUACUUCUUCAUUUGGCCACUCACAGGACUUUUUAGAAUUGUUUUUAUCUUCAAGAAAUAUCAACAACACAAAAAUCACAGUGAGAAAGAUGUUAGAUUUUGUUACCUUCAUAUUAAGUUCAACAAAACCUUUCUGUUCUUUGAAUAAUUCAGAUAUGCACUGUCUGGAUAUUUUCUUUAGAAAUAUAACCAACUUUGUAAAAGUUGUAAUUACUUCAUUGUUUGAAAAAGAAAAGAUGCCAAUGCUUGACUUUAUAUUAAUGAUUUUAAAUAAUUCAGAAGACCAUAUCAGAGUAAUUAUACAUAAUUUAACAAGAACCUUAGAUUUUUCAUCUGACCUAAACUGGAAAAAUUUUACUGAAUUAAUCAUAAGAGCCUUAGAAAAGUCAGAUAACUCUCCUAACCAGUUCCAAAUUGUGUUGCGACAAUCAAUAGCAUUCUUCAGGGAAAUUCAAAAACUUGUGAAAAAUAUUACUAUUAAAAUCUUAGAAAACAAUUCAUCUGACAUUGGAAAAGUUUUAAAGGUGUUUACGAAUUUGCCAAAGGAAAAAAGUGCAAAUCUGCUAGGUGAUUCAAUUCAAAAUUUAGGAAGUUAUUUUGCAUUUAAUUUCUCUCAUGAUUUGCAAAAUUUGCCAAUUCAUGCAAUUAUGAAAGCAAUAGGUCUUGAUAUUCAACUGGCAAGGGAUAUGAUGAAUUCCUUAUUGCCAUCUAUUCUUCCUAACAUUCCACAAAAUUCAGGGAAUAUGAAAGUUUUGAAGAAGAUCAGCACUCUGAUACGCAACCUCAAGAAUGUAGAUGUAGAGCUCUUGGUAGAUCAACUUGAACAAAUUAGUGGAAGCCUUUGGGAUUUUUUAAAGAACAUCAGUACUUUAGAGGAUGGAAGUCUGGGGAUUGACUUAUUAGUUGGAUUAAUGAAGACUUUUGUACACAGCUCACAUUCUUGGAAUGUUAACCACCUGUGGCAACUCUCACGCUUGUUUCCUAAAGAUGAAGUUGAUGUGGUAGUAGAUGCAUAUUAUGUGCUUCCUGAUGGACUGAGACUUUUAGAGAGAAUAGCUCACAAGAACAUUACAGAGGCCUUACUGGAGGUCUACAGUUUCACCUUGGUUCAUGGAGCUAGCAUUUCCACCAUCACUAAAGAAGAUUUUGCAAGUGCCAUAAAAGGCCUUUUGGACAUAACCAACUUGGUUAUAGAUAAGCCAAAUAUUGCUGCAGAAGCGUUACGUUGCCUUCCUGUAACUUGGUGCUCAAACCAUACAACUCUAAAGCUUCACAAGGAUAUAGUAAUGGAAAAGUGUAAUACACACAAGUCUAUGCACCCUUUGUUGUAUAGCAAGAUGGCUGAUCUCUUUCAUCACCUCCAGCUGAUACCGUUGGAAAAUGAUUUACAAUGUUUAAAUGAGAGUUUAAGGAUAGAGAUGACUCACAGGGUGUACUGUUUGUUUCAUGAAUUAGCUGAAUGGAAUUCUAUUCUUAUAAAUUUUUCUGAGGGACUCCAUGUCAAUAAUUCACUUCUGAAGGAACUUCAAGGAUUUUGGUACAAGGUGUCACCCUACGUCCUAUCUUCUGGAAAAUCAAGCAAUGCUAAUUGCUCAAUGCAUUGUAUAGUAGUCCCAGAGAAAUGGAUUGCUUUGAGAGUCAUAGAAAAGUUAAAAAUGAACUUCACAAAGGCUUUGUCAUUUAAGGAUAUUUUGGAACAGUUAACAGGUCUAAACAAGAUCCAGCACUGGAAUGUGGACAAAGAAACAUCAGUUCUAAAUAAAACUGUCACAAAUUUGAAAAGAUGGACAAAACUAAUCUCUAUUUUUGAUGUGGAAAACAUGACUUUCUUUCUAUAUCCUUCAAUGCAUUUAUCUUCUAAAGCAAACCAAAUCAAUGAUCUCUUAAAAGUAUUACUAAGUUUUGGUAAGACUACUAGCAUUAUUGACAACUUUGAAACGCUAUGGCUCGAGUCAGAGAGAUCUGUGCAAGACCUAUGGAAAAAUUUUCAUAUUAGGCAUAUAUUCUCUUCAGUCAAACAAGGAAUUCAAAUAAUAAAGUCACUGGCUGAUCAAAAUACAACAUUGCCACUUUUUUAUUUUUUGAAACAAUUUAAUUCCUCAUUUCUACAUGGGGCUAGAUUCCUUGAAGACGUUAUAUUAGUUACUAGAGACUUGCUCCAUGAGUAAAAUGGAAAUUUCUCUAAAAUAAUAGAUACAUUGAUACUUGUUUUGACCAAUGAAAGUUCCUCUCAUGCUAGGGCAUUGAACACUGAUGUUAUUACAGACUUUCUAGAACACUUCAAGAAUGUUUCUAGAGAAGGAAACAUUAACAUUACAUUUGUUGCUCAUUUGUUAAACCUAGAAAAACAAGCUAAUUUCUCUGUUGCUCAAUUUCUUUUUGAAAGCAGCCUGAUUAGUGCAAUCAAUAACUUUGCUUGGAGUUCUCUGGAAGCAGCCUUGCAUUUAAAUGACACUGACCUUCCAAUAAUGGACUUCAUUGAUCUGGUGUUUAACUAUAAGCAGUUUGAAAAUAAUAAGGGAAAUCUCUCUCUCCACCAAAGCAGCACAAUGGAACUGUCCAAGCAAAUUUUUCACAAAUUCUUCUUUCCACCAAAGGGAAAUUUUGAGAACAAAAUAUUUGCCCUGCUGAAAAACUUAUAUACAGACAUAAUGGCUGAGAUGAGUAUUUCUCCAGAGGAUAAAAUUUUAGACCUUGUGAAACUGGAUCUAUUUCUUAAUCUGAGGGAAGAAGGCAGAUUACCCAGCAAUGAUUCUAGUUUAAGAAAAAACAUUUAUGAUCUAAUUAAAGACUCAUUCCUAUUAGAUGAUGAAUUUUAUUUUGAUACUCAACAAAGGCUCAAGUUCAUCAGAGAUUUAGUUCAUAUUAUUUUAAGAGUUAUCCCCAUAAGAAAUGACAUUGGAAAUGAUGCUAAGCUGGUUAUGAAUAAGGCUCAUGUGCUGUUCAAGAUGAAUAAUUCUGAGAACUCAGAACUCAGUGAAGAUCUUGACUCUGCAACUCAACUUGUGAGAAAAAAUUCUGCAAAAAUAGCCAACCUCAUGGAUAUUAUCUUUAGCUAUCGUAUGGAGGAUCUACCUGCUUUUUCCUCUGCACUCCAAGUUGUUCUUACUAAUUUAACAGAGUUAGUGACCUUUGCAGGUAAUGUUUUCCCUUCAAAGUUAGUAGAAAUUGCCAAACAAUUAUUAGAUAUAAUUGCCUAUGGAGGAAAAGAUAUUCCAGAAGGUUUCUUGGAAAUGUCUCAGGCUUUGAGCACGUUGUUGCAGGAUAUCAAGGAGUUAAGAGUUCUUUCACAAUCAGUAGAUGCCAUGGUUAAAUUCCUUAAUCUAUCUAAGAAAGUCUCAGCUCAAGUGGCCACUAUUUUAGAAACUCACUUCAUUUCCAAGACAAAGGGAAAGUUAAAUUUCCUCGACAUGCUCUACUCUUUUUUGCACGAAGCUGUUCAUAGUGUGGUAGAUGAAAUAACUUCUAUGAGGAAUUUAGAGCUUUUAAGUUACCAGCAAGUAGAAAACUUGCUGAAGCCAUUGCUAGAUGUUACCUCUUGGACUAUUGAGAUUAAGCCCAUCAUUUCAAAAGAAUCCAAACCUCUGAAUGAAUCAACUAGUUCCUUUUCAUAUCUAAACCAAUCUAAAAACAUUUCGGACAUUGUGGAAGAAAUCACUGUGUUUAUAAUCAAUUCAAAAAACCAUUCGGUAGAGCUUGAGCAUCUUGUAUUAGCUGUAAAAAAUGCAACCCAAACUUUAUCCAUAGAUACUAAAACUCUAAUGGGAGAAGUUCUUGAUUGUUUGGUGCCAAUAAACAACCUCACUAGCCAGGUGGACUUUUUAAAUUCUAAUCGGAAUUCCUCCCAUCAUUGGCUUUGGGAUACAAAAUGGGAAAGACUUUACAAAAUGGUACUUUUUUGGAAUGAAAUACUGUCUCAGAACAGUCCAGAAAGUGGGUCUAAGUUGAAAAUGGUGAUUGCUCUAUCCUUAGAAGCUUUGGGGAAUAAUUUACAGGAGGGUGGCUGGGAUAUAUUUAAUCUGCUGCUGACAUUUGCACAGCAUCCAAACAACCUUUCUCAAGCCAUAGAAAGCACUGGGAAGAUGCUGAGUGUUUUUGGAGGAGAAUUCAGUAAGGCUCUAUUUUUUAACAGCUCUACCAUUCACAACAUGACCCACCAGGAACUUCGAAAAGCAAUUCAGGUUGCAUUAAAUAAAAUAGCUCUCUGGAUGGAAUGGCUACUUUUACACCACUCACAGUGGAGACAUUCUACAAAAGCUUUAUUCCCACUCACUUGGGAGACUUCUGUUAAUGUAACUACUGGAAAAGGUGUGAUGUCAAAACCACCAAACAAUGUUAAGAGAGAAAAGAAUAAUUUUUCACUUGCAGUCAAACCUUUAUCAUGCUUUGAAAAGUCCAUUAAAGGAAUAGUUUCCCUGGCAAAAUACUGGCAAAAAGGACCACUGCAAAAUCAAAGUGUCUUGGAAAUAUGUCAAUUUUUCCAGAAGCACUUAAAGCCCUCUAUAGCCUUAACUCUGCAGAAGGUGAAGAUGACAGUUUUGAAUAUGUUAAUCAUCCUAUCAGAAGAGCCUGCUUUUACUGGGGACAUUUUGUGUAGUCUUCUGAGCUGCAAGGAUCAAUUAGUAAGACAUCUCCUCUUAUCCAUUGUACGAGGAGUUACUUUGGUUCAUGGCCAUUACCAGGAUUUUGAAAAUAUUUGGUCUCCUCCAAUCAGACAUUGUGAAAGCCUUUUGCAUACCAGCAGCAAGCUUUCUAGUACCUUGGAAAAUUUUAAGAGAAGCCUGGGAAAUGCUACCGCCAGAGACUGUGAAUGCCAUCUGAUGUUAGAAACUGUGCAACAACAUGUGCAAAAGUUGGCCAAAAGCCUUGAGAAUUUAUCAGGACACCCCAUUACGGCUUUUCUUAGCAACUUCAGUGUAACUAGGGAUGUGAGAGUAAAGGAUUGUGUGCAGAAUGUCACCAAGUUAAGAGACGAGUUACGUUCUUUCACCACUAUCUCAGAAGAAACCAUCAAUAAUAUUCUAGAAGCAAAUAUCUCACAUUCAAAGUUUCUUUCCAGUGCCCUUACAGUAGCUUUGGCUGGAAAAUGUGAUGAAGAAGUUAUCAGCCUCUUGCUGACAUUUCCUGCAGAUGGAAAAGCUCUUGCAGCUAGAGAAUUGUGUGCUCUGCCUGCAUUGGACACGUACACUUUGAUUGUACUCAUUGGUCAGAACCUGGAUUUGAAGAUUAUGAUUUACAAAAUGUUGAUACCACCAGAGGCAAAUUCCUUACUGAACUCCUUGUUGGAUGUGGUUUCGAGCAUCAACUCUUUACUUACUAAGGCUCAGCACAUUCUCGAAUAUCUCCCUGAAUUUCUUCAAUUAUUUAAAAGUAUUCCUUUGCUUGAUAUUCCUGAAUUUCCACAGUUUUCACAAGAUGUCCAGUCUCGAAGUUCAACCUUUGGCUCUCUCCUGUCUGUGAUGAAGAUGGUUUGCAAAGAAGCAUCUUUCCUUAGCGACUCUAACAUGUACAUUAGCUUGCCCAGAGUGAAUGAUCUCUUGGAGGAUGACAAGACAAAAUUCAACAUUCCCAAAGAUUCAACGCCAUUUUGCCUGAAGCUAUAUCAGGAGAUUUUACAGUCUCCAAAUGGAGCCUUGGUGUGGGCUUUCCUAAAGCCUUUAUUGCAUGGGAAGAUAUUGUACACACCCAACACUCCAGUGGUUAAUAAAGUUAUUGAAAAGGCAAAUUAUACCUUUGUCUUUGUGGACAAGCUGAAGAUUGUUUUGGAAGCAAUGCUGAAAAUGUCUAGUAUCUUUCAGAAUGGUGGAAAUGCUCAGAUGAUUAACCAGCUGCAGGAAGCCCUGAGAAAUACAUUUAUCAAAAACUUUGUAGAAAGCCAAUUGCAGAUUGAUGUGGAGAAACUCACUGAAAAGCUACAGAACUAUGCUGGGAUGUUGGGCAAGAUGUUUAAUCACUCAAAGGCUGAGCAGUUUCAUUCCUUGGCCCAAAUCAUGGUAAACAUCUCAUCCUGUGUGCUUUUAAAUCGCUUCCAGCCCUUGGAGUCUGUGGAAACACUGGAGAGAGAAGCUAAUGGGCUCAUGCAACAAAACAAUUUAUUGGCUAGUAUUAUAUUCAACAGUUCCUUAACCAGCAAAAGACACGCACCAGAUUUUUUUGACCUCCCACAUCAUUUCAUCUAUACAAUUAGAACCAGUGUUCUGUACAGUAUGAGAACAGAUUUGGUCAAAAACCCUUUGUGGAAAUUCCAUCCCCAAAGUCUUCCAGCUGAUGGGUUCAAAUACAAUCACAUUUUUGUUCCUCUGCAAGACAUGAUUGAAAGAGCCAUCAUUUUGGUGCAAACCGGACUAGAUACGUUGACACCACCAAUACAAGCCCAAGCCAUGCCAUAUCCCUGCCACACCAGUGACUUAUUCUUGAACAAUGUUGGCUUCUUCUUUCCACUGAUAAUGAUGUUGACAUGGAUGGUAUCUGUAGCUAGUAUGGUCCGAAAGCUGGUUUAUGAGAGAGAGAUUCGUCUUGAAGAGUAUAUGAGGAUGAUGGGUGUUCACCCUACUGUUAACUUCCUUGCCUGGUUUCUGGAGAAUAUCGUCAUGCUUAUUAUAAGCAGCUGUGCUCUGGCCAUCAUCCUGAAAACAAGUGGCAUCUUUGUGCAUAGCAAUGCUUUCAUCAUUUUCCUCUUCCUUCUGGACUUCGGAGUUUCAGUCGUCAUGCUAAGCUUCUUACUCAGUGCAUUUUUCAGCAGUGCCAAUACUGCAGCCCUGUGUACCAGUUUGGUGUAUAUGAUCAGCUUUUUGCCUUACAUAGUUCUCUUAGUCCUACACAACCAAUUAAGUUUUGCUAUUCAGACAGUUCUGUGUUUUCUAUCUACAACUGCCUUUGGGCAAGGUGUAUUUUUCAUUACAUUCUUAGAAGGACAAGAGGCAGGGAUUCAGUGGAAUAAUGUGUACCAAUCUCUGGAACAAGAAGGAGGCAUGACAUUUGGUUGGGUGUGCUGGAUGAUUCUCUUUGACUCAAUGGCAUAUUUUAUAUGUGGAUGGUACUUCAGUAAUUUGAUUCCUGGACAUUUUGGUUUAAAGAAACCAUGGUAUUUUCCCUUUACUAUGUCAUACUGGCAGAGCUUGUGUGGCUUCAAGAUGAUGAAGCAACAACAUAUCAACUCCAGUCUGUUGUUUGUCAAUGAGAACUUCAUGAACAAAGGAUCUUUGCCAACAAAUAGGCAGAAAACAAUUGAAGACAGAGUCCAUGCAGGAGUGACACUGGUAUCAGUUACCAAGGAAUAUGAAGGUGAUAAAAAGGCUGCAGUUAAAGAGCUUACGCUCACAUUUUAUAAAGGUCAAAUCACUGCUCUGCUGGGACCCAAUGGUGCUGGAAAGACCACAAUUAUAUCUCUGUUGACAGCACUGUACCCUCCUAGUUCUGGUACCAUCAUUAUUAAUGGCAAGGAUAUGCAGACACAGCUUGCUGCCAUCAGGAUGGAAAUGGGUGUAUGUCCCCAGUAUGAUGUCUUGUUUGACAACUUAUCUGUUCGGGAACAUUUAGUGCUAUUUGCUUCAAUAAAAGCACCACUGUGGACAAAGAAGCAGUUAUAUCAACAAGUCAAUAAAACCCUUCAAGAUGUGGAGUUAACCCACCACCAACACAAGCACAUCAGAGCUCUCUCUGGAGGAAUGAAAAGAAAACUCUCAAUUGGCAUUGCCUUUAUUGGAAAUUCAAACGUUGUCGUUCUAGAUGAGCCUACUAGUGGUGUGGAUCCUUGUGCCCGCCGGGGCAUUUGGGAUAUUCUACUGAAGUAUCGAGCAGGCCGUACCUUAAUCUUCACUACACACCAUCUUGAUGAGGCAGAGGUGCUUGGUGAUCGCAUUGCCAUACUCCAGCACGGGCGACUUAGAUGUUCUGGUUCUCCCUCCAGCCUGAAGGAAACCUACGGCCAUGGCCUCAGUCUGACGCUGACAAAAAAACCUUUCAUUGUGGAGAUCCAAGAUGCCAAGGACAUAGAUCGAGUUACAUCUCUGAUACAGAUCCACAUUCCAAAAGCAUUUCUUAAAGAAGAUGGUGGGAAUGAGCUGACUUAUGCAAUUCCAAAGGAUACAGACAAAGCAUGCUUUAAAGGCCUCUUUCAGGCUCUGGAUCAAAACCUACAUCAUUUGCAUCUAACUGGCUAUGGAAUUUCAGAUACCACCUUAGAAGAGGUAUUUUUGAAGCUUUUACAAGACUCCAAAAACAAACCACAUAGUCCUGAUACAACAGACAUAAAGUCUCAAUAUGAGAGAAGCACAGAACAACUGCAUGACAAUAACAACUGUCCUAGGGAGAUAAAGUCCAUUCAAGGAAGCACGCUGCUUCUCACCCAGAUGGCUGCUCUACUCAUGAAGAGGUUUCACCACACCAGGAGGGGCUGGAAAGGCACGUUGUCAGACCUGGUGCUGCCUGUUCUCUUUGUGGCUUUAGCAAUGGGCUUGUUCAUGGUGAAGCCAUUAGUUACUGAUUACCCUUCACUCAAAUUGACACCAGGGCAUUAUGACAGUGAAGAAGCAUAUUUUUUUAGCAGUGAAAGUGAGGAUACAGGUCUUUCUAGUGUCCUUUUGAGAAGCUUUGGUGUCCAGGAUGCAUUGUGUGCAAAUUUUAGGCCAGAUCUAAAAAACUUUUCAUGUUGGCGAAGUGACCCAUUUACACCCAGAGAAUUCCAGGAUUCAUGUGCUUGUUUGAAAUGUCCAAAAGAGAACACCAGUGUUCCCUACCUGAAGAACAGUAAGGGAAAUACUAUGUUUAAUCUUUCAGCAUUUGAUGUAGAAGAAUUCUUAUUGUGGCCUUCAAAAAAACCAAGGCUUGGAGGAUGGUCUUUUGGAGUGAAGAUCCCUAACCAAGGUCAAGACAUAAAUAUAAACAUGUCAAAACCUCAAACUCUGGCAAAGGUGUGGUAUAAUCAGAAGGGAUUUCAUGCCUUACCAUCUUAUCUAAAUCACCUGAACAACCUAAUUCUGUGGCAGCAUUUACCACCUUCUGUGAACUGGAGACAGUACGGAAUAACACUGUAUAGCCACCCAUACGGAGGAACCUUACUGAAUGAAGACAAAAUACUGGAGAGUGUCCGCCAGUGUGGAGUUGCACUCUGCAUCAUGCUGGGUUUCUCAAUCCUCACAGCAUCGAUUGGCAGUUCCAUAGUAAAAGACCGAGUGUGUGGAGCGAAGAGGUUGCAGCACAUCAGUGGACUUGGCUAUAGGACCUAUUGGUUUACUAAUUUCAUUUAUGAUAUGCUAUUUUACCUGGUUUCAGUCAGCCUGAGUAUUGGAGUUAUUGUUGCUUUCAAGCUAACAGCCUUCACUUUCCGAGAGAACUUGGCAGCCACUGCCCUCCUGCUGGCCCUUUUCGGUUAUGCCACUCUACCAUGGAUGUAUCUUCUAUCCCGAAUCUUUUCCAGUUCUGAUGUGGCUUUCAUCUCUUACAUCUCUUUAAACUUUAUCUUUGGUCUUUGCACCAUGUUAAUGACAAUAAUGCCAAGAUUACUUGCUGUGGUCUCCAAAGCACAGUCCCUGAAAAUGAUGACAGUGCAGCAUGAAGUGAAUGAUGCCAAAUCCUUAAGAGCUGCCAAAGAUACAGAUUUCUUAGUGUGUUCCCUGUAUUCUUAA